CCGGAAGUGAAAGGAACAGCAGACACGCCGCACGGCAGCAGCGCAGCACGCUGACGUUUGUGCACUUUCUCCAGCCGCCGCGAGACGCUCGAACGCCGCCGAGGGAGACGAAGCUCGUGAGAAUAAGAUGGUAGGAAGCCGCGCGAGGCGGCCACACAGGAGCGCAGCCCGAGACCGCGUGCGCGCGAGCUAACCCGCCGACGGCCUGCCGGUCUGUCGCCGCCGUCAUGGACGAGGAGGCCCUGCUGGGGCUCGACCCCAACGCCGACGCCCCCUACCGCCAGAGGGCGAUGGCGUACUUCGAGCAGCUCAAGGAGUCGCAGGACGCAUGGGAGGUGUGUGCGCAGGCCCUCGCCAAAGGACUCUACAGUGAUGACCACGUCAAGUUUUUUUGCUUCCAAGUUUUGGAGCAUCAGAUCAAGUUCAGACACGCGGCGCUGAGCGGCGGCCAGCGGCAGCUGAUCCGAGAGACGCUGAUGAAGUGGCUUCAGAAUCAGCUGGCGAGGACGCACCCCGAGAAGAUCUUCGUCCGCAACAAAGCGGCGCAGGUGCUGGCGCUGACCUUCGUGACGGAGUACCCGGCGCUGUGGCCCGAGUUCUUCUUCGACGUCCUGGCGCUGAUCGGCCUCAACCCGCACGGCGUGGACAUGUACCUGCGCACGCUCAUGGCCGUGGACGGCGAGGUGGUCGACCGAGACGUCCUGCACGCGCCCGAGGUACGCCGCGCCGCGCCGCUCCUCCCGACUUUUACUCGGACCCCGGAUAUCAGCCGUAUGCUGGGAGGUUUCAAAAAAACAAAUCUGGGCCGAUAUCGCGUCUACCGAACGGACGGGCCCAAACGGGUUUGUGUCCAGGAGACGCGGCGCAACACGCUGAUCAAGGACGCCAUGCGGGAGCAGUGCAUCCCCGGCCUGGUGGAGUCCUGGUUCCAGAUCCUGCACACGUACCAGCUGAGCCACCCCGAGCUCACCUGCCAGUGCCUGGAGGUGGUGGGCGCCUACGUGUCCUGGAUCGACCUCGGCCUCAUCGCCAACGAACGGUUCGUGGAGCUGCUGCUGGGCCACAUGUCGGUGGAGGAGCUGCGCGAGGAGGCCUGCGACUGCCUGCUGGAGAUCGUCAACAAGGGCAUGGACCCCGUGGACAAAACCCGGCUGGUGGAGUCGCUCUGCCGGCUCCUGCGGACGGCCGGCUUCUUCUACGUCGAGCAGGAGGAGGACGUGGACUUCCUGGCCAAGUUGUCGCGGCUGGUGAACGGCAUGGGCCAGAGUUUGGUCCUGAGCUGGACCAAGCUGGCCAAGGCGGGCAGCGCCGAGGACGCGGGCGCGGCGCUGGACGCGCUGGAGGCCAAAGUGGCGCCGGCGCUGCGCCUCCUCGCGCACCCCGACGACGACAUCUCGGCCAACGUGGUGGCCUUCUGCUACGAGUACCUGCACGUCCUCAAACAGCUGCCGGAGCUCAGCGACGGCCAGAAGAGCAACGUGGAGGCGAUCAUGCUGGCCGUCGUCAAGAAGUUGGCGUACGACGACGAGUACAACUUUGACAACGAGGGCGAGGACGAGGCCAUGUUCGUGGAGUACAGGAAGCAGCUGAAGAUGCUCCUGGACCGUCUGGCGCAGGUCGCCCCCGAGCUGGUCCUGGAGGCCGUCCGCGGAGUCUUCGGCGACGCCAUGCGGAAGUGGCGGAGCGCGCCCUUCGCGGAGGUGGAGGUGGCCGUCCGGCUGCUCUACAUGCUGGGGGAGGCUCUGCCCGCCUCGCACGGGGCGCACUUCUCGGGGGACGCCGUCAAGACCGGAGCGCUGCGGGACAUGAUGAGGACGUUGGUGACGUGCGGCGUGAGCGGCUACCGACACACGUCGGUCACGCUGGACUUUUUCGAGACGGUCGUCCGAUACGACAGAUUCUUCAUCGUGGAGCCGCAGCACAUUCCCGACGUUCUGAUGGCUUUUCUGGACCAGCGAGGACUGAGACACAACAGUCCCAAAGUGCGCAGUCGAGCGGCCUACCUUUUCUCUCGCUUCAUCAAGACACUGCACAAACACGUGACGCCGUUCACGGAGGACAUCCUGACCCGGAUCCAGGACCUCGUGGAGCCGGCCCCUCCCGACAAGGCCUCGUCGGCGCCGCUGACGGCCGACGACCAGCUGUUCGUGUUCGAGGCGGCGGGCGUGCUGAUCGUGAGCGGCGAGAGCGCCCCCGAGAGGAAGGAGGCGCUGAUGCGCGGCCUGCUGGCGCCGCCGGUGGCCGCCUUCCGCCCGCUGCUGGACAAACUCGCCGCCGAGACGGACGAGGAGGCGCAGGCGGCCGUCGCCGACUGCCUGAGCCACGCCGUCGGCUUCGUCAGCCGCACCAGCAAGGCGUUCAGCAACAAGCAGACGGUGAAGCAGUGCGGCUGCAUCGAGGUCUACCGCGACUGCCUGCGCGCCUUCCUGCCGGCGCUGGGCUGCCCCGUCCAGCGGGGGGCGCUGCGAGGCUGCGUGCGCUCCUUCCUGCACCGCAUGAUCAUCUGCAUGGAGGAGGAGGUGCUGCCCUUCGUGCCCGCCGCCUCCGAGCACAUGCUGAAGGACUGCGAGGCCAAAGACCUGCAGGAGUUCAUCCCGCUCAUCAGCCAGAUCGCCGCCAAGUUCAAACGGCAAGUGUCCCCCUUCCUCCGGCAGAUCUUCAUGCCGCUGGUGCUGUCCGUCUUCGAGGCGCUGGCGCGGCCCGCCGACGCCGACGACCAGGCGGCCGCUCUGGAGAAGCAGAUGCUGCGCAGGAGCUACUUCUCCUUCGUCCAGACGGUGGCCGGCAGCGGCGCCGACGAGGUCCUGGCCGACCAGGGGGCGGAGAACGUGGAGCGGGUGGUGUUCACCGUCAUCCAGGGAGCCGUGGAGGUCCCCGACCCCGUGGCGCAGAAGACCUGCUUCGCCGUGCUCGCCAGGCUCGUGGAACUUUGGGGCGGCGAGGACGGCAUGUCCGGCUUCGGCGACUUCACGUACAAACACAUCGUUCCCGCCUGCUUUCUGGCUCCUCUCAAGCCGACCUUUGACCUUUCGGACGCUCAGACAACGCUGACUUUGUCGGAGGUGGCCGUGACGCUGAAGAGCAUCUACGACAAGCAGGGUCCGGAGCUGCUGGAGUUCCUGCGGCGAGACUACCUUCCGUCGCUUCGCGUGUGUCCGGACGUGGCGCAGGAACUUUGUCUCGUCCUGCAGCAGCCCGACGCCAAAGUCCUCAAGACCUACCUGAAGGUGUUCUUCCAGCGAGCCAGGCUGUAGCAGGUCAAAGGGCAAAGGAAGCGCGCGCCGACCCGGUGCGGGGUCAAAGGGAUGACUUGUCCGACCGGAUGACUUGUCCGCGUGAACUCUGAAACUUGCGGGAGCCGUGCGCAGACGACCCCCCCCCCCCCCCCCCCCUUCCCCAAAAGGGCUGAAACGUUUAUUAGGGUUUUUAUUUAAAAGUGCUGUUUAUGCAAAUGAGGCGUCCGUGCUCAGCUCCUCGUGUUGGCUUCGAGGACAAACAAGCAGCUGUAAAUAAGAUUGACAGCCCCUUUUUUUUUCCUCCAACCCGUCAACUUGUUUCGGUUGGCACAAAAAAAAAAAAAACGAAAUACAAUCACACAAAAACGCUGUCUUCGUUUCAUUUUUAAAAACCUAUUUUUCCACAAGCUUCCCUUCAGCCUGAAAGAAAAUAACAUCGAAGAAGAAAAAAGGUUGACUUCAACUGGUUUCAAAAAAAUUCAAGUCCACUUCCCUUUUGCUUGGAAUGAAAUCAAUUUUUUUCAAAAGAAAAGGUCCCCUUCCAUCAAAAUCCAGAUUGUUUUUCUACUCUGCUGCUAAAGGUCAAAAUGAGUCGGUGACCCGGUCGAGGUUUGCCGAUGGAACCCAAAAGCCUUGAACACACCGAAGCGCUCGCGAACGACAGGAUUUGAAGUCGCCGACGUCGCAAAGUAGUUUCGCCGGUUAACGUUCAACGGCCGCCGACACCAAAACCCAAGCUAGAAUAGCUUGAUAAAAGGACAUUCUGGGCAUUUUCGGCCCAAAUUCUCUCGCAAAGCCGAUAAAAGGGAAACUUGAAUGAUUUGUCCGUGCACGUUCAAACUCAUUCGCUGCCACUGACGGCUGCUGAAUUCAAAUAUUCCUGCGAAUGUGCAGGACUGGCAGUGAAUGAGCUUUGAAGGUUUCCACCAAAAAAUGGCAAAAGCUUAAACAUGAUGACAUGUCGCUUGUACGUCAGUGUUUGUCCAAGUUUUUAGUCACAUAUCAGUUGUGGUUUUUCGAUGAAAUCGGUUGAGUUUCUUUCCGGACGCCUUGUUUUUGCUCCGCUCCGAGUUGUCUUUCCCUCGGACGUUCGCUGUGAAAAGACGAGCCAAUAAAUUGGACAAGAUCACUUUGAAAAGUGACAUCAACAUGACAUUUUCAUCUUCUCUUCAGCAUUUAAGCGCAGCGCACGCAAUACUUUGGACUUUUUAAAAAUGAUUUUUAAGCUGCUGUCGAGAGGAAAGGUUGGCGUUCGUUAUUCUGGUUUUUUUCCGAAGACGCCGCCGCACAAAUCGUCCACGAUCGAUCGUCAUUGGAACUGGGAGAUUGUCAGCUUUCUUCGAGUCCGAGACGACCGGUUCCGCGAGGCGCCUCCACGCCUCUGGGGGCCGGAGUCCGGUCGGCGAUGACGUUUUGUCCGCCGGUUCUCCGGAGAACCCGUCCACAUCGAGCUCCGCGGGUCGUUCGGAAGGUGAGCGACGAGUCGUGCGGUGUCAGCGGGGGUCCUGCUCUCGGUCGCGUUUGCCGUCUUGGUGAAGGCGGUUGGCAAAAUGUAGAGGGGCGGGGCCACGGGCGCACCUCCUCCUGCGGCAGGCCGUCGGACUUUUGGCCGCCGACGCGGAGUCGCCGCGCGCGCACGUUCGGGAGGAGCGCGUCCGCGUGGACCCGGUGCACGUCGCCCGCCGGCCGCCCUCACCCCAGAGCC
Phycodurus eques (leafy seadragon) is the source of this 4941-nucleotide messenger RNA. RefSeq names its product exportin, tRNA (nuclear export receptor for tRNAs) (gene xpot). Gene Ontology annotation, cellular component: nuclear matrix; cytoplasm; nuclear pore. The record is from RefSeq and is a predicted model, not a curated record. Lineage: Eukaryota; Metazoa; Chordata; Actinopteri; Syngnathiformes; Syngnathidae. Bases 228 to 3254 code for a protein of 1008 amino acids. The transcript is spliced from 24 exons. Gene Ontology annotation, biological process: intracellular protein transport; tRNA re-export from nucleus. Gene Ontology annotation, molecular function: small GTPase binding; tRNA binding.